Chelmon rostratus (copperband butterflyfish) is the source of this 2709-nucleotide messenger RNA. RefSeq names its product NCK adaptor protein 2a (gene nck2a). The transcript has 4 exons. Lineage: Eukaryota; Metazoa; Chordata; Actinopteri; Chaetodontiformes; Chaetodontidae. Gene Ontology annotation, biological process: positive regulation of translation in response to endoplasmic reticulum stress; negative regulation of endoplasmic reticulum stress-induced eIF2 alpha phosphorylation; negative regulation of PERK-mediated unfolded protein response. The record is from RefSeq and is a predicted model, not a curated record. Gene Ontology annotation, molecular function: protein binding. Bases 241 to 1428 code for a protein of 395 amino acids.
UUAGCCUGCGACAGAAAAACAAGCGAGGAUAGGUCGAGUAGUACAUGGUCAGUCCGUGUUUGAAAAGAAAGAAAAACCGUAAAACCCAAUAACAUGUGGAUUUAAACGUUGUUUUUGUCGCUUCUUACGUGGGCCUAGUUACUUAUUGUUUGGUACGGGGGGUCCUCAUUCUGGCUUGUUGAGCGUGUCGCCGUUUGCCCAUUCUCACUGGAGUGAACACUAAGGAGGACUCCAUGAAAGAUGACAGAGGAGGUGAUUGUUGUAGCCAAGUGGGACUACACGGCCCAACAGGACCAGGAACUUGACAUCCGUAAAAAUGAGCGUCUCUUCCUCCUGGACGACUCAAAGACCUGGUGGCGUGUCCGCAACGGCGCCAACCAAACGGGGUAUGUGCCAUCGAACUAUGUCGAGCGCAAGAACAGCCUGAAGAAAGGCUCGCUGGUGAAGAACAUCAAAGACACACUGGGUUUGGGAAGAACCAAGAGGAAGACAAGCGCCCGUGAUGCUUCCCCAACGCCAAGCUCAGACACAGAGUACCCCUCUAAUGGCAGCGGGGGCGGAGGGGGUGGAGGAGCUGCUGAGAGGAUCUAUGACCUCAACAUCCCCGCUGUGGUCAAGUUUGCCUACACAGCAGAGAGAGAUGACGAGCUGACCCUGGUCAAGGGCUCCAGGGUCAUCGUGAUGGAGAAGUGUAGUGACGGCUGGUGGCGGGGCAGUCAGGCGGGCCGCGUGGGAUGGUUUCCCUCCAAUUAUGUUCAGGAAGAGGUCGGUGGGGCGGAUGACAGAGGGGAGGGAGAUUCCUCACGGGCCUAUCACGGAGGCUCUCAAGGAACUUUGUUGGCCAACGGGCGUGCAGGCGGCCGAGCCAAAGUGCUCCACCUGGUUCAAACACUCUACCCCUUCAGCUCUGUGACCGAGGAGGAGCUGAACUUUGAGAAGGGAGAGGUCAUGGAGGUGGUGGAGAAGCCUGAGAACGACCCGGAGUGGUGGAGGUGUAAGAACUCGCGUGGCAUGGUGGGCCUGGUGCCUAAAAACUAUGUGAUGGUGCUGGACGAGCGGCCCGACCUGCCUGCGCCGAGCUCCCCGCAGAACCGCUUGGUGGCACCGGCACGCUCGGGGAAGUUCGCUGGGAGGGACUGGUACUAUGGCAACAUCACCAGACACCAGGCCGAGUGUAUACUGAACGAGAGAGGAGAGGAGGGCGACUUCCUCAUACGAGACAGCGAGUCAUCGCCCAAUGAUUUCUCUGUGUCUCUGAAGGCGGCCGGUAAGAAUAAGCACUUUAAAGUGCAGCAGUCAGAGGGAGUGUACUGUAUUGGCCAGCGCAGGUUCAACUCCAUGGAUGAACUAGUGGAGCACUACAAGAAAGCCCCCAUCUUUACCAGCGAACAUGGAGAGAAGCUGUACCUGGUCAAAGCGCUGCUGUGAUUCACACAUCCUCACACCUACACUGGAUCUCACACACACCUACACACUAAACACACUUAAUACUAAUGCCACUCCCUGACCGUCUUAACUCAAGCCUUAGCUCUGGACCCUCUCGCUGUGGCGUCUGUCCUACAUCCAGAUCCUCUGUCACUCCAGUCUGUCGCCCUCCAGUGGCGAUCGGGUGAAACUCUCGAGCACUGUGUCAGGAAACACCCAGCUGCGUCCUCCAUGUGCAGCACAGUGCAUAAUAAGCCUCUGUUUCUUGGAAGUGCUGACAUUUGCAGUGACCACAUCUGCCGCAAACAGAACGCCUGAGGCCUUGUUGGGGAUUGAGCUCUCCUUCUGAUGUCAUACAUAAUGUCCAUUUACUACCGCACACAUUGUAGGUUGCACCAUUGCUCUUAAUCCACACAGGAGGACAGACGCUUAACAGUUCAAAAAGGACUCGAACCUCUGAGAGACCUUCUCUCGUGUUGUCCUGUCAAAUUCCUGGCCAUUGUUUUAUUUUGUUCAUUUAUUUUUAAAAGAAUGCUUGUUCCUGAGUUAACUUUUUGUUUUUUAAAGCUAAUUUAAAUUCCUUUUUGGGAGGUUUGAAUCAUUGCUCUUUAAUACAGUGACUUCACAAAGUGACCAGAAUCACUCUCUUGCCUUUUUCUCCUAGUUUUCAUCAUUCCUCUACAUGAUUUCUCUCCCCAUUUGAACUUGUGCCCUCUGUCACUUUUUCAAAAAUUCCUCUUCUUUCUGUCUCCACAGACCCAGCCAUUAGUAGUGAUGUUAUUUAAGAUCUGGAUACAGUACUUCCUGUGAUAUUUCCAAGAGGCACUAUGGGGAGCAUUAAUGCAAUAGGGGAGACGUCUGAUUUCCUGUAGAGUUUGAAUGUUUAUCAAUGUAACCAAAUGUGCCACCCUGUACCCAUACGACUGGCUCCAGGUCUGCACUGCACUCACCACACUUGGCAUUCAUUCAUAGCUCUAUGCUCAUGCUUUAUACUGUGUCACAUUGAACAUGUUUCUGUUCUGUUCUCCAUGUGUCUGUAGGAUACUCGCUGAAGUAAAAUAAAAAACCUUUUUGGUGACACUUGUGAGUAGCUACACUUGAUCUACUCCAGCUGUGCGAAUGAAUGCAGUUAUGAAAGAGUACCCUUUUGAUGUAGUAUUUGUCUGACAAGAGGAUUUUGCAGGAAAAGUGUUAUCGUUCAGAAAAAAAAAACUAUACAAUUUAGUGAUUGACUGAGACCCCAAUAACAAAUUAACUGAGGGUUGGCCCUAAGGCCUACACUAA